Physcomitrium patens is the source of this 2283-nucleotide messenger RNA. Its product is annotated as WAT1-related protein At4g19185. The record is from RefSeq and is a predicted model, not a curated record. Gene Ontology annotation, molecular function: transmembrane transporter activity. Gene Ontology annotation, cellular component: membrane. Lineage: Eukaryota; Viridiplantae; Streptophyta; Bryopsida; Funariales; Funariaceae.
ACAUUUUGAGCCUUCAAAAUCCUACGUGGGCGCAAACACUGUGGAUUGGACCCCGUUCACACGCGGGCAACUUGGAGGUCUUGGAAUGCAUCGAACGACGAGGCUCACAGCUUUGGCGCCCCUUCGUAGAAUUCCAUCGGCGUGGACUCCCUGCACAAGAGCGAGAGAGAGCGAGAGACCUAGCGCUGCACUGACUGCAUUGCUGAAUUAGUGCCCAGAGCUUGCGAGCGCUUCUACGCAGUCGGUCGGAAUCCGUGGAGAUCCCUUCAUUCGAACGGUGCUGCGGCGGGGAACAAUCAACUCGAUGUUCAUUUCUCGAGAGUUGGUGUUCGUACUCGGUAGGGGUUGAUUGUGUGUUUGGAGUUUCAUAUCCCAUUUAGCGAUGAGAGGAUCGGAGUGGUGAGUUUUUUGAGACUUGGUGUUGCUGGAAUGUCUUGAGGUUCGAGGUGAGGGGGAUGAGGUGAUCUGUGUUUUUAUACGGUGGAGAGAGAUUGAAGGCGAAAUCAGUAGUUUGACUAUCUAAUUGGAAGAACCGAGGAAGCCACGUGUGAUAAAGCACGUCUAAUUAGAAAGACGCCAAUAUCAGCAUGCUGGUGUAGGGAUUGUUCGGGGUCUUGAACGAGUCGCCUUGAGCGGUAAUCCUGGCAGUUUGCGAAUAAAGCGAGGAGAUUCACAGUGCAGCGGAAUAAGUAUGGGCCUCUGCAACUUUAAGAACAGCAAACAAUAGUGUAUUAGUGAGCAGGAGCAUGGUUUAGGAGCACAACCGCAGACGCUUGGGAAUAGAGCAAUGGCUGGAGACGCAUGGAAGCCCCACGCGGCAUUGGUCUUAGUGCAGCUAAAUUAUGGCGGGUACCAUGUAAUUACAAAAUUAGCGUUGAGUGUGGGGCUCAAUCAACUGGUCUUCUGUGUGCUGCGAGACCUGGUUGCACUGUCGAUUUUGGGGCCGCUGGCAUAUUAUUCUGAAAAGAGGGUACGACCGCCGAUGUCAAUCUACUUCUUAUUUUCCUUCUUUUUCCUCGGGUUAACAGGGAUCUUUGCGAAUCAGUUACUUUUUACGCUGGGGCUCAACCUCACAUCACCAUUUUUUGCUGCUGCUACGCAGCCUCUUAUUCCUGUGUUCACUUUCUUACUAGCGGUAUUGCUCCGAACAGAGACUGUGCACUGGGGACGAGCAGAUGGCAGAGCAAAAGUUGGUGGAGUGAUAGUGUGUGUUGCUGGUGCAUUAUUCAUGACUCUUUGCAAGGGUCCUGUUCUUCUCGGCGAUGGGUUCUCUGAUUUACAUCUGCAAGGGAUGGCUGUUGCAGGCAAACCUGCUCCCGAACCUGUUGGAUGGCUUGCAGCCGUCCUGAUUGAUUUGGGCAUUGACCUUUGGCAUAUUGGUGUCCUCUGCUUGAUUGGUAACAGCUUGUGCAUGGCUUUGUAUAUUGUCUUUCAGGCUCCAUUGCUGGCCAGCUAUCCUGCUAGUCUCUCUAUGACAGCGUUUUCUUAUGCGUUUGGGGCAUGUCUUAUGUCAAUGACUGGAUUCUUUUUUGCCAAUGAACCGGCUGACUGGAACCUCACUGGUGGAGAAACUUUCGCCGUUUUUUAUGCUGGAAUUGUUGCAUCAGCUGUGAAUUAUGGACUGCUUACUUACUCAAACAAGAUGGUGGGGCCAUCUCUUGUUGCUCUGUAUAUUCCUCUCCAGCCAGUCGCUUCAUCAAUUCUUUCUCGAAUAUUUUUGGGUAGUUCGCUGUACAUGGGGAGUGUCGUUGGUGGAUCACUGAUCGUAGCAGGCCUUUACAUUGUCAUUUGGGGCCGACAAGAGACUGAAAAAUACAUGAUUACCAGUCGCCGGUCACCAAGCACCUAUCCUCUGCUUGAGGUGCUUCAUCACAGAGGACCUUCUAUUCCUAUAGGCCCUACGUUACCUAGUGCUAGAUCACGGUAGUUUGCCAAUGAGUAGGAGGUUUUGAGCUCAUAACUGGAACUGUGAACUUCUAUUGUGAGAGUGAAGUUGGAAAAUUAAUUCAUCUAGGUAAUCUUGGAUUUAAAGAUAUUCAUAUCGAAGCUCAUACAAUGCGUUCUCUUUGCAAAUUUCCCAUGGUUACUGCCAGGGUAACUUGAUUUCUCUUGCAUGGCAGGCUUCAAUAGCUGCAGGUUUGUAUUGAAAGUUGUCAGGAACUUAGAGAGGAGCUAUUAAGUUUUAACUUUCAUAAACUGGCCGUCUGAUGUAACGCUCAGGCCAUGUCUAGGUUUUCAUCAACUAAACUGAUGGUAAACAGCUACAUGCGAAGUUCGAAGUAA